Molecule: messenger RNA, 594 nt
Organism: Penicillium concentricum
Lineage: Eukaryota; Fungi; Ascomycota; Eurotiomycetes; Eurotiales; Aspergillaceae
Product: NUDIX hydrolase
Exons: 1
Coding region: 1-594 (197 amino acids)
Source: RefSeq, a predicted model, not a curated record
AUGACCUAUACUGUUGCUCCUCAUCUCGAAUACUUCACCAUCCCCCUCCAGGACUUCGCGGCCGCGCGACCUGAAUUUGAAGAGUUUGGUGUUGGCGCUUACAUUUUCUCUCAUGCCGAUCCCACCCCGCGCAUCCUUCUUCUCCAGCGUGCGCUGACAGACUCAAUGCCCGGCUGUUGGGAGGGCCCCGGAGGCGCAUGCGAGCUGGAAACCGACAAAACCUUACUCGAUUCCCUUGUACGCGAAACGCUAGAAGAAAGUGGAUUGCAUGUGUCUCACAUUGUUGACCUCGUCGCGGUGGAUUGCUGGGAGCACCAUCGCCGCAGUGGUGGCAAAGCCCGUAUUACCAAGUACUCGUUUGUUGUCGAGGUUCAAGAGACCUUGCGAUGGUCAGCAGGAAAACAGCAACCGGUGCCAACACUUCAAAUACCUAUUCAACUGGAGCAAUUGGAGCACCAGAAAUUCGACUGGGCGAUAAAAGAGGAUAUUCUGCUUUCUGUCCAAUCCCCUAACGGUCGAUACAGAUUCCCAUUGCCCUUAAUUGGCCAUCAAGCACCUAAUAUCCUAAGGGCUUUUGAUUUGGUUGAAGAAUGA